GUGAAUGGAGCUCCUUAAGUGGAACAUGUUCUACCGAGGAGGCGAAUUUCAUGGCACAGUUAUUUGGUACCUGUCCAAAUGAACAACUACCUAGUAGUGGACUUCCAAUAUUUUGGACAAAUCAUGAAUCAAACAUUGGAGGAACUAGUGAAGUUUCAAUUUUUUCUUCUCAAGAUACUAAUAGUAGCAUCUACCAUUUCUCAACUAGUACUAAUAAUUUUCAACCAAUGUUAUUGAGAAAUAACAACACUUCAAUGACAAUGGAACAGAGUAGUCAUUUGCCUCCAACUAACAAUUUAAUCGAAGCGGAUGCAGUUGAAUUUUUGAACAAACAAGUGAGCAAUGACAGCAUUGAAUCAGGUGAAAACAUUAUGUCUGAAUCUGUUCUUCAUGGAAAAAGCUUGCAGCUAGGAAGAGAAUAUGAUCAAAUGCAACAAUCAGAAAGCUCUAAGAAAAGAUCACGAUCGCCUGUUGAUCAUAAGAACAAGAGAAGUGUAAAACCAAAGAAGAGUAGUGUUGCUGAUGAUGAGGAGACUGGAAACAAUAACAAUAACAAUAAUACUGUGCUUCACAGGCAGAGCUCAUUUAGUUGCUGUUCAGAAGAUGAAUCUAAUGUUUCUAGUUAUGAUUUAUAUGGAUUAGCUUCGAGCGAUAACAACUCAAAAGGAGUUUCUUUGCCCAAUGGAAAAUCCAGAGCCAACAGAGGCUCAGCAACAGAUCCUCAGAGUUUGUAUGCAAGGAAAAGAAGAGAGAGAAUUAAUGAGAGAUUGAGGAUCUUGCAGAGUCUCGUCCCUAACGGAACAAAGGUUGAUAUUAGCACCAUGCUUGAAGAGGCUGUCCAGUAUGUCAAAUUUUUGCAACUUCAAAUCAAGCUAUUGAGCUCUGAUGAUCUGUGGAUGUAUUCUCCAAUAGCAUACAAUGGAAUGGACAUUGGGCUUGAUCUGAAGAUUGGAAUUCCAAAUCCAAAAUCGUAAAUUUGGAAGAUUGAUGAAUUCAGCUCAAGGCAUGCAGGUUAAUUGCAGUGGAUUAAUUGAGAGCAUUAUCA
Messenger RNA from Solanum tuberosum (potato), 1045 nucleotides. Its product is annotated as transcription factor bHLH84-like. The transcript has 5 exons. Gene Ontology annotation, molecular function: protein dimerization activity; DNA-binding transcription factor activity. Lineage: Eukaryota; Viridiplantae; Streptophyta; Magnoliopsida; Solanales; Solanaceae. The coding region runs from base 51 to 974 and encodes 307 amino acids. Gene Ontology annotation, biological process: regulation of DNA-templated transcription. The record is from RefSeq and is a predicted model, not a curated record.